Molecule: messenger RNA, 984 nt
Organism: Mycena indigotica
Lineage: Eukaryota; Fungi; Basidiomycota; Agaricomycetes; Agaricales; Mycenaceae
Product: C2H2-type domain-containing protein
Exons: 2
Coding region: 1-984 (327 amino acids)
Source: RefSeq, a predicted model, not a curated record
AUGUGUCAUUACGUCCGCGACAUUAAACAGUUUGGUGCUCCAUAUGGCGUCUGCUCCUCCAUUACCGAAUCUCGCCACAUUACUGCGGUAAAGAAGCCCUGGCGUCGGUCAAGCCGUUUCGAGGCAUUAGGGCAAAUGCUACUCACGAAUCAACGUCUCGACAAGCUCGCUGCUGCUCGUGCAGACUUUGAAGAGCGAGGAAUGCUGCGACCCCAAUACCCUACCCUCCCCGACAAAAUUAUCUCCGAGGAUGAUGCCGAGGAGGAGGAAGCUAUUGAUAGCCCCCGGGUAGAGGGUUCGGUAGUACUUGCCCGUACUCGCGAACGGUCAUACCCGGCUCGUCCUGGCGAGCUCGGGAAUCAUAUUGGAGUUCCUCAAUUUACAUCGCUUCUCCAAGCCUAUCUCCGCCCCCCUUCUCCGCCCCCCAGCUCCGAUGAAGACGAUGAAAUAAUUCCCGACGAUAUCGACCUGGACGACAUUCGGAAUCUUGCUGUUUUCCACUCGGCAAUUGCGAGUUUCUACUCGCCAAGUGACCCCUCUGGCAUUCGCGGAAUGAAACGAGAGCGGAUUCGAUGUACUCCGUCAUGGCGCAAGCAUGGCCCUCGACGUGACUGCGCGCUCCUGGUGGAGAACGAGGACAUUGCUGGGUUCAAAGGAAUGAGCGCUGUUCGUGUGCGGCUCCUCUUCUCCUUCACCUAUCAGGGCACUCACCAUCCCUGUGCCCUCGUUGAAUGGUUCAAGAAAGUUGCACGCCGCCCGGACCGCCAGACGGGCAUGUGGAUUGUGAAGCCAGAGAUGAGGAAUGGGUCGCGUCUACUGACCAUCGAGCAUCUAGACAGCAUGCUUCGUGCCGCACAUCUAAUUCCUGUCUUUGGACAGCGUGAAAUUCCUCGCGACUUACGCUACAUACACUCUCUUGACGCUUUCGAAGCUUUUCAUGUAAAUAAGUAUAUAGACGCACAUGCGAAUGAAAUACUAUUUUAG